AUGGUUACCCCUCUUCACCGGGAGCAGACAGUGAAUGUUAAGAAGAGGGCGGCAGGGGGGAGUGAUGCUUCUCAAAGAUGGCAGCCCACCCCGGGUUCUAAGGCAGCCAUGUUGGUGAAGGUGAACAGUAUGAGCCGAAGCCAACCAAUCCCAGCCUCGCAGCAGCUCCUCCAGCACAGUUCACAAAGCAAAACCUUCACCCUGCACCCCUCUGGCAACAAGACCCAAGGAGGACACAUAAGCUCCCCCCAGGGAUAUAGAACCACCCCUUCUGGCAAAAUGUCAGCUGACAGUCGUCAGGCGCAUCACCUGAGGAAGGCCAGCAAUGGCAGCUUCUGUGUGGUGACAGACAGUACUCAUCCCAGUCCGCUCCUCCACAGGUCUCAGACCAGCACUCCAUGUCCCGCCUCCCCCCAGUAUAGUUGCACUACCCCAAUCUACGACGAGCCAGUUACAGAAUGUCCCAUAUAUGAUGAACCCCCCACAGACAUGGAGGUAGAGGGGGCCCACCUUUACAACGGGCAACAUCUGUCUCGCCUGACACCCACCCACAGCCUGCAGAAACCCAGACUCCUCCAGCACCCGGGUCCACCCCACCCCGGGUCCCGACACAGGAGGAACCCCUCGGCCUCUGACUACAGCCCAGCUGGUCUGGAGUGCAUCAAGCACAUGAUCAACGUGGACCCCAAACAGGGGCUCCUACCCGGCUCUCCUGUCCCUACACACCGCACCCCUUCCCCUCCCUCCAGGCAGGAUCCCGUCUUGACCCCUCCUCAGCCUCAGGCCCAGCUCCAGGCCCACUCUUUGCCCCAGACUCGAGGUCAGCUGAGGGACAGGGAGGCAGGGCCCCCGGGCCCCAGUACACUGGAUAAGAAGCAGAGCUGGCGGGUGCUGGAGGCCACGGUGCAGCGCGCCAUGGAGGCCCGACACAGCCGGCAGAGCAGCCAGGCCUCGCAGGACUUCCCCUCCACCACCCCCCAGCCCACCGGCAACUAUCAGGACUCUGGUUACUCCACCGGCCCCUCCCCGAGUUUGAGGCGUAAGAGCCGGAGGAGGAUGGGAGCCGCCGGGGGGACGGGGGGCAGGCCGGGGUCUGUGGGCAGCACCGGGGAGCUGUGCGCCCUCAACGAGAAGCUGAUGGCCGAGAUGAGGGAGGUGGUGAGUCGCUCCAACACCAUGAGGGAGGUGAGGGCGGGGCUGGACCCGGAGGUCGGGGAGAGGGCCGUUGUACCACGGACACGCUCCCCCGCCGACUCUCUCAGGUGGUACGGGGGAGUGGGAGGGGGAUCGUCGAGUAGAUGCGAUUCACGAGAGGAGCUCAGCGGGGCCGCCCGGUCACUGAACAGGGCGGGUAACCAUGGCAACCCUGCGCUGACCCCUCUGGAGAUACCAGGGAGGCAGAAGAGGACGUAUGAGAAGGUGGACACUUUGGAGCUGAGCAUCAACAGCCAGGUCAGCCUGUCCUCACCAGAGACCCCGGGACCCCCAUCACAGACGAGCACCUUAGAGCUGCAGGCCCAGUUGGAGAACAGGAAGAAAGGCAUGGCGGACGGACGCACCGCUUCCCUGGGCCCUCACCGCCCCGCAAGCCACGACAACAGAGAGGGAAGUGAUGGCGCCGGAGGAAGAUCACGAGGGUCCUCCUACCAGCUGUCCUACGCCACCCUGCGGCAGCCCCCCCCUCCAGACAUGGGCAUGGAGGACUGGGCUAGUAAGCACCUCAACAUGCACACACAGGGCCUGUUCAGACGCCGCGUGUCCAUCGCUAACAUGCUAUCGUGGAACCGCGGAUCCAUCAAGAAGCCCAUGUUGGUCACCAGCAACCGCGCCGUAAGAAAGGAGGCCUGCGAGAUGUUCAAACUGCUGCAGGCCUACAUGGGGGACCGGCCUUCCCGCCUGGACCGCCGACACUGCGCCCUCCUCAUCAUCACCAAGUGCUGGGACAUGCCCGGGCUGCGGGACGAGCUCUACGUGCAGCUGGUAAGGCAGACCACAGGAAAUGCCACCCCCAGGAGCCUGGCGGCGGGGUGGGAGCUGAUGGCCGUCAGCUUGGCGUUCUUCGCCCCCUCGCCCAAGUUCCGCUGCUACCUGGAGGGUUACAUCCAGAGACACACAGACCCAUCCAGCGACAAGAAAUGUGAGUCUCAGACUGAGGAAGACGUGACUCAGUUCAUAUUGGACCAGCAGGAGCUGAACGUGAAGAAACAUUCAAAGUCCAGAAAGAAGCGGAAACAGAACUCGGAUGACGAAGAAGGUCUGCCUAUCAGCACGUAUGCCAAGUUCUGCUAUCGGAAACUUCAGAAGGUGGCGAUCACAGGGGGCAAAAAGGGUCUGCGUAAGCCCACCUUGGAGGAGAUCGACCACAGCAGGCGGGCCAUCGUCACCCCCUCGCUGUUCGGCAGCUCUCUGGAGGAGGUGAUGGAGCGGCAGAGAGAGCUGUUCCCCGACAGGAAGCUGCCCUGGGUGCAGGUGCAGCUCUCCCAGUACGUCCUGGCUCUGGGGGGGGCUCAGACGGAGGGCAUCUUCAGGGUGCCUGGGGACAUUGAUGAAGUGAAUGCGUUGAAGCUCCAGGUGGACCAGUGGAGGAUCCCGGAGAACCUCUCUGACCCCAACGUUCCUGCCUCUCUGAUGAAGCUGUGGUAUCGGGAGCUGGAGGAGCCUCUCAUCCCGAUGAACUUCUACAAGCAGUGCGUGAAUAACUGUGACGACCCCGUGGCGGCCAUCGCUGUGGUUCAGUCUCUGCCCGAGCUCAGCAGGCUGGUGCUCUGCUACUUCAUCCACUUCCUGCAGGUUUUCGCUCAGCCCUCAAACGUGGCGAUAACUAAAAUGGAUGUGAACAACCUGGCCAUGGUGAUGGCGCCCAACUGCCUGCGCUGCCAGUCGGACGACCCGCGGAUCAUCUUCGAGAACACGCGCAAGGAGAUGUCCUUCCUGAGGAUGCUCAUCGUGCAUCUGGAGACCAGCUUCAUCGAAGGAGUGGUGUGAAGCCUCAGAUGCUGAAUCAGCAUCUCCAGUUACACCUUCAAUCAUGCAUAAACACUGUUUUCGGCUCAGACCACACUGGAAACCCUCGGGGGGGGGGGGAAUACUACACCUCUGUUACACAAAAAUAAAGUCAAAACAACUCAAAGUUUUGGACCCUGGUUCCCACUUGUUUUCCUACUGAGAGACAACACGCAUCACCUUUGGGCUCGCUGUUUAAUUUUCAUACUAAAAUCUUUAAAGUGGCUCAAAGUGGCUGCACGUGAAAACAGGUCUAACUUCUUAUGGGUAGUAAAACUGUGUAGACUCUUACAGUAUUCACUUGCAAAGCGAAUCUAAAGAAAUUGUGAACUCAUUCAAGUGUGUGUGUGUGUGUGAUUGUCAGAGUGAACGAAAGACACAGCCUUCUUUCAUGUACAGAAAAUGUUUAAAUAUAACGAAAAGUAAAAGAACUCUGGCAAUGGUGUCUGAUUAAUAAGCUUUGUUUUGAGUAGUUGUAUUGAAAGCUCCUCGUUUAACAAGAAUAAGAAACUAUAAAGAGACUUUCUUUCAAAGCUCUUUCUAAUAGUUGGUUGAGAUUUCUAAGUAAAAUAAAUGUGCAUUGAUUUUACAACUCUAAAGUGAAGCCAGACACCAGUGUUGGGAUUACAGUUGAUCAUAGUGAUGUGAGAGGUUUGUAAAUCUCUCAAUUGGAAGCGUGUUCUCUUUUGUUUGUGCUCUGUACGUGUUUUGGCUCAGGUCUUACGAUAAAAACGGGUGUUGACCUCACAGACUGAACAUUUAACCGAUCACAAACCCUGUCUCGUUCUAUGAGAAUGUAGAUUGAGCUUUCCGUGUCCCCUCUCAGGCUUUGCGAUGUAAAUAAUGUGUGUAAAUAGUAUUAACUCUCCCUAAGUGUAAUCUAAUGAUCCAGGUUAAGGGUAAUGUAAAAUAUUGCCGUUAAAAACGCAAUAAAAAGUGUGUUUUUUGUAAUUAACUGUUCAUUUCUCUGCUGUAACCGCCUGCCUUUUGAACAUAGGACAGACUCAAACCACUUUCCAUGUGUGUGCGUGUGUAUAUGUGUGUUUGCAUAUGUUAUAAUAUGGAAUGGCUGUCCAUAAAUAAAGAUUUGUUAAAAUGGUA
Molecule: messenger RNA, 4104 nt
Organism: Notothenia coriiceps (black rockcod)
Lineage: Eukaryota; Metazoa; Chordata; Actinopteri; Perciformes; Nototheniidae
Gene: arhgap46a
Product: Rho GTPase activating protein 46a
Exons: 10
Coding region: 1-2985 (994 amino acids)
Biological process (GO): signal transduction
Cellular component (GO): cytoplasm; cytoskeleton
Molecular function (GO): GTPase activator activity
Source: RefSeq, a predicted model, not a curated record